Messenger RNA from Aegilops tauschii subsp. strangulata, 1731 nucleotides. RefSeq names its product receptor-like cytoplasmic kinase 176. Gene Ontology annotation, biological process: protein phosphorylation. Gene Ontology annotation, molecular function: protein kinase activity; ATP binding. The record is from RefSeq and is a predicted model, not a curated record. NCBI's taxonomy places the organism in Eukaryota, Viridiplantae, Streptophyta, Magnoliopsida, Poales, Poaceae.
UCCUCCCCCCGCUCCCCGCCAUUAACUCCUCUCGCUUUCGCCCACUCUCGCUCCCCCCUUCUCUCUCCUCACGCGCCCCGCCACGCCACCGCUCGCCGCGGCCGCUAUUUAUCGCCCCCCUCCCCGCCGCCGCUCGGAGGAACCCUAGCCCGCUCCCCCGCUCCCCCGAAUUCCCACCCCCGCAUGAGGCGGACUGCUCGCCGCAGCCUCGUCGCGUCCGCGAGCCGAGGGUUGGUCCGGUAGGGUCGUUGCUGCUGUUGGGGCUGGUUGGUGCGGCGCCGCGGCGGAUGGGGAACUGCUGGGGCACGCGGAUCAAGGAUGGGAGCACCCACCCCGGCGCCUCAGGAAUGUUCUCAAGGGGUAGUGGUAAAGAUGGGAGUAGGCUUAGUGCCUGCAGCAGUCGAGCUUCUUCGGCUUCCAUGCCUCCAAGUGCAAAGACUGAAUGUGAGAUCUUGCAGUCAGCCAAUGUUAAGGUCUUCAGUUAUAAUGAUCUCAGGUUAGCCACAAGGAACUUCCGUCCUGACAGUGUGCUCGGCGAAGGAGGGUUUGGAUCUGUCUACAAAGGAUGGAUUGAUGAGCAUACAUUGUCAGCUUGCAAACCUGGUACUGGAAUACCUGUUGCUGUGAAAAGACUCAACCUGGAGGGUUUGCAAGGGCACCGAGAGUGGUUGGCUGAAGUUAAUUACCUAGGUCAGUUUUGCCAUACCAACCUUGUCAAGCUAAUUGGGUACUGCUUAGAGGAUGAACACCGGCUCCUGGUGUACGAGUGCAUGCCACGUGGGAGCUUGGAAAAUCAUCUUUUCAGGAGGGGCUCACACUUUCAACCUCUUUCAUGGAACCUAAGAAUGAAGGUUGCACUUGGAGCUGCUAAAGGACUAGCCUACCUUCACAGUGCAGAGGCUAAAGUUAUUUAUAGAGAUUUUAAGACAUCCAAUAUUCUCCUUGACACAGACUAUACCGCAAAACUCUCUGAUUUUGGAUUGGCAAAGGAUGGCCCUGUUGGUGAGAAGAGUCAUGUGUCCACAAGGGUAAUGGGAACACAUGGUUAUGCAGCUCCAGAAUAUCUGUCAACAGGCCACCUCACUGCCAAGAGCGACAUCUAUAGCUUCGGGGUGGUGCUUCUGGAGAUGCUGUCAGGCCGUCGCGCCAUUGACAAGAACCGUCCCCAGGGCGAGCACAACCUUGUCGAAUGGGCCCGGCCAUAUCUCACACACAAGCGCAAGAUAUUCCGUGUCCUUGAUACCAGGCUAGAAGGCCAAUACUCCCUGAACGGAGCCCAGACAAUUGCUGCCCUCGCUGUCGAGUGUCUGUCCUUUGAAGCUAAGAUGAGGCCGUCCAUGGACGCCGUAGUCUCUAUUCUGGAAGGGAUACAAGACUCCAGCGACCCAGCCAGAAGACCGGCAGAUCCAACCAGAAGACCGGCAGCAGAGAGGCCUCAAGACCCCAAGAGUGGAAGCAAAACGGCGCCCGGCGCAAGCAACAGCGGCAAAGGUCGCCGUAAAAGCUCGGGAGACCUUCUGAAGGAGCCUGGCCGAGACCCAAAGCCGUCGGCCUACUCGUCGUAGCGACGCCCGAGUCUGAGCCUGUUAGCUAGAUAGGGUGGUAGUGUGUAAAUUUGGUGUGCAUAUUCCUGAUCGUCGUCAGGCUUUUGGGCUGCUCAACUUGAGUUAACUGGGUGGAUUUGUGUGUCAUCAUUGAACUAUUGGCAUUGAAGUCUGAGUUCGUCAUGCA